AGGAGCUGAGCAGGAGUGUACGGGAGCCGGUGUGAGCGGAUGCUGUGGCGGCUGCAGGCAGCGGAUAGUGUCGCAGAAGCUGCUGCGUGUUGUCGCUGAGGUUGAGCCGGCUCGGAUCCCGGAGAGGCUGCACAAACUCCUGGAGCUGUCCAAGUUCAUGCCAAUUAGAAGAAGUCGUCAUGCCUCCCAAACGACUCAGUAAAAAGGAGCGAAGGAAACUGUACACAUCACUGGCAGGCGAGCUGGUGAUCAUGGCCGGGACCGUCAUGCUGGCCUACUACUUCGAGUACACCGACACCUUCAGCGUGCACGUGCAGGGCUUUUUCUGCUACGACACCACGUACACUAAGCCCUACCUGGGACCGGAGGACAGCAGCGCCGUCCCGCCCGUCCUGCUCUACGCCCUGGUGGCCGGGCUGCCCACGCUGCUGAUCACAUUAACAGAGACUGUGCUGUUCCUGGUCCAGUACACGUCCAAAGAGUUCGACCGGUCAGAGAAGACCGUGGCCACCGGGGACUGCUGUUACCUCAACCCGCUGGUGCGCAGGACCUUCCGCUUCCUGGGAGUUUACACCUUUGGCCUCUUCACCGUCGACAUCUUUGUCAAUGCAGGCCAGGUAGUGACAGGGAACCUGGCACCCUAUUUCCUGACGGUCUGUAAGCCCAACUACACGGCACUGGGCUGCCAGCAGGCCCUGCGCUACAUCAGCCACCAGGAGGCCUGCACAGGAAACCAGGACGACAUACUGCGCGCCCGCAAGACCUUCCCAUCCAAGGAGGCCGCACUCAGUGUCUACGCCGCACUCUACCUGGCUAUGUAUGUGACGUGCACGGUGCAGGCGAAGGGCACUCGUCUGGCCAAGCCGGUGCUGUCUCUCGGGCUCAUGUGUCUGGCCUUUCUCACCGGUCUGAACCGUGUGGCUGAAUACCGCAACCACUGGUCGGACGUCAUCGCUGGCUUCAUCAUAGGCACUGCCAUCGCCACUUUCCUGGUGGUGUGUGUGGUCCAUAACUUCAAAGGCAAGUUACUGCUGAGCGAGGAGUCACCAGCGGAGCAGCGGCCCAACACAGCCAUGCUGAACAUGGGCCGGAUGGAGAGUCCUCUGGAGAAGUACAUCGCCUCACAGAAUCACAUCGCCUUCGCUGAGGUCACAUGACGUGGAGUCGGCCGUGUGGCAGACCCAUUGGACGUCCACGCUCUUCACCGUCCAAUCCAGCUAACAGGAGUGCAGCGCUAAAAUCCAUUCUCUGUGUGUGUCUGGUCUGCGGUAUGUUGUUCUAUGUUGUCUUUAUCAGGCCCCUGUUGUCAUUUGCAGCUUCGUGUAUUCAACGAAAAAAAAAGAAAGAAAGAAGAGUCAGUAACCCGGCGGGACAGGCCGCUUCUGCUUUCUCCAUCUAUGCACUUAUUCUGAAUUCUUGUUUGACUCUCGCCUCCCAAAUGAAGCUUGUUGAGAGGCAAACCUGGAGCGGACUUGUUGCACACUGUGGGACACUAGAGGCACAAGUGAAGAACUGGAUUGCACCAUCUCAACUCUGCCAAGGUCAAAUAUGUUCUCAUGCUUUGGUUUUGUUGUGUGCAAAAAGAGAAAGAUGAAAACCCUCUUUUGUCCUGUUGCUGACGUUUUGAUUUUGUUGUCAUCACCUUUAUACCGUUCAAAAGACUGUUGUGAAUAUCAGAUUAUGACAGUGACAGCUGGGCCCAUAUUUAUCAAACUCAUUAAUGAGAAAUUCUGGAUUUAAAUGAAAGAUAAAAAAUAGUUCACUCACACAUAAGAAUAAAAGCCAUUAAUAUAACUCUUUAGUCAAAGAAAGCUUUAUUUCCAUUUGCAGUAUUUAAUUUGGUGGUAUGGCUCUGUUCUGGGACCACUCCGCACUUCCACGUGCCUACUGUACGUGGAAAGCCUUAAGGCAGAGAGAACAAACCUCCCUGCCCUUCCAUGUGUCUCCAUGGAA
Molecule: messenger RNA, 1953 nt
Organism: Epinephelus lanceolatus (giant grouper)
Lineage: Eukaryota; Metazoa; Chordata; Actinopteri; Perciformes; Serranidae
Gene: plppr5b
Product: phospholipid phosphatase related 5b
Biological process (GO): phospholipid dephosphorylation; signal transduction; phospholipid metabolic process
Cellular component (GO): plasma membrane
Molecular function (GO): phosphatidate phosphatase activity
Source: RefSeq, a predicted model, not a curated record